Molecule: messenger RNA, 3026 nt
Organism: Capsaspora owczarzaki ATCC 30864
Lineage: Eukaryota; Filasterea; Ministeriida; Capsasporidae
Product: adaptin
Exons: 5
Coding region: 25-2832 (935 amino acids)
Biological process (GO): intracellular protein transport; clathrin-dependent endocytosis
Cellular component (GO): AP-2 adaptor complex; membrane coat
Molecular function (GO): clathrin-cargo adaptor activity
Source: RefSeq, a predicted model, not a curated record
AAAAAUUCAAAACAAAAAGCAACCAUGCCGGACGAUAUGCGAGGCCUGCACAACUUUAUCGCCGAGAUUCGUGCGACAAAGUCCAAGGAGGCCGAGGAGAAGCGCAUCAACAAGGAGCUCGCCAACAUUCGCUCAAAGUUCAAGGGCGACAAGCCUCUGGACGGCUAUCAGAAGAAAAAGUACGUGUGCAAGCUGCUCUUCAUGUUCCUUCUGGGCGAGGACAUUGAUUUCGGACACAUGGAGGCCAUCAGCCUUGUCGCGUCCAACAAGUACUCUGAGAAGCAGAUUGGAUACCUCUUCCUCUCAGUCAUGAUCAACGAAACGUCCGACUUUAACCGCUUGAUCAUCCAGCAAAUCAAGAACGACUUGCUUGAUCGCAACGAGACCCACGUCUGCCUGGCACUCACCUGCAUUGCCAACGUUGGUGGCCGCGAGAUGGCCGAGUCGCUGGCGGGCGACGUGCAAAAGCUGCUCGUCUCACCCGACUCGCGGAGCUUUGUCAAAAAGAAGGCGGCGCUCACGCUGCUGCGCCUGUACCGCAAGUUCCCUGAAAUCCUGCCUGUCGGAGAAUACACGCCUCGCAUUAUUGCGUUGCUGGAUGACCCCGAUCUGUCGGUGGUCACGUCGGUGCUUGCCCUGCUGUAUGCCCUCGUUCAGGCCGACACCCAGGGCUAUGGAUCGUGCGUGGACCGUGCCAUUGCACGUCUGCGCCGCCUGCAGACCCGCGAAGAGUCGCUGGAAGGCUACGUUUACUAUGACAUUGCCGCGCCGUGGCUGCAGGUCAAGCUGCUGCGCUUUUUGCAAGUCUUCCCCGCACCCGCGCCCGACUCGCGCGCCCGCGAAGCUGUGGUGGAGGUCUUGCGCUCCAUUGUCGGCAAGGCUGCCAACGAGCCGGUGCGCGACAAGCGCAACAAGCAGCAGCUGCCGCAAUACUUUAACGCACGCAACGCCGUCCUGUACGAGGCUGUGCGCGUGUUGAUCCACCUCGAGUCCGAAACCGAUCUGCUCGUCGAGAGCUCCAACUUGCUCGGACGCUUCCUGUCCUCCAAGGAGACCAACUUGCGCUACUUUGCCCUCGAGCUCAUGUCGUCGCUUGCCACGCUCUCGUUCACCCACGAGGCCAUCAAGCGGCACCAAGAGACGGUCGUCAACGCGCUCACGCAAGAGAAGGACAUUUCUGUGCGUCGCCGCGCCCUCGACCUCCUGUACAACCUCUGCGGCAAGAGCAACGUCCGCGUUAUUGUGCGCGAGCUCCUGCAGUACCUCCAAGUGGCCGACUAUGAAAUUCGCGAGGAGAUGGUGCUCAAGAUUGCCGUCCUGGCCGAAUUGCACGCCGACGACUACUCGUGGUAUGUCGAUGUGAUUUUGCAGCUCAUCCGCGUCGCCGGCGACUAUGUCAGCGAGGAGGUUUGGCAUCGUGUGGUGCAAAUCGUCACAAACCAGCCCGACGUCCAAGACUAUGCCACCAAGGUUGUUUUCGACGCACUGUGCUCGCCAUACUGCCACGAGACGAUGGUCAAGGUUGGCGGCUAUCUGCUCGGCGAGUUUGGCCACCUCAUCGCCAACAACCCGCGCGCCACCCCGCAAAUCCAGCUCCAGUUGCUGCUGAGCAAGUUUUCCAUGUGCUCGCCUUCCACGCGCGCGCUCCUGCUGUCCACGCUGGUCAAGUUUGCCAAUCUCUUCCCGGAAAUCAAGACGGACAUUGAGACCAUCUUCCGGUCCAACAACCUGUCGCGCAACACGGAUCCCGAAAUCCAACAGCGUGUUAUCGAGUAUCUUUCGCUCUCGCAGCAUCCCAACCCGAACGUGAUGCCCACUGUCCUUGAGGAGAUGCCCAAGUUCAAGGAGCGCGAGUCCUCGCUGCUCGCCAAGAUUCGCGAAAAGUCCGAAGGUGUCAGCGUCGAUGCAGAGGCGGCCAAAGUCGCCCGUCAGACGGUCAUUGUCGACCGCGACCGCCAAGAGCGUGAGGACCGCGAAGAACGUGAGGCGCGUCGCUCCAACCCUGCCGUGUCUCAGCAACCCCAGGCCAACCUUCUCGGCGACCUGGAUGCGGCGCCAGCCUCUACUGGUCCUUCGGCUGUGAACACCACCUCCCAGCCUCCCCAAGCAAAUCCCGAGCUGGCCCACCUUUCGCGCGCCUUCCUGUUCCAAAACGAUGGCAAGCUGUAUGAGGAUGCCAUUCUGCAGAUUGGUGUCAAGACAAGCGUCAAGAACAAUCUAGCUCGUGUCGCCUUGUACUUUGGCAACAAGUCGGGCUACCCAAUCACCAACUUUACCAGCGACGUGUUUGCCAUCAACACAACAGAGACCCUUUCGCUCCAGGCAAAGCCUGUUGAGGGCCAGCUGGCGCCGAAGGCGCAGACGCAGCAGCUCAUCAACGUGGAGUGUCUGAAGGAGUUUGAAGAGCAGCCCACGCUUGGCGUUGCCUACGUCGUCAAUGGCCAGCUCCAGCGGGCGGUCAUCAAGUUCCCCAUCUUUGUGAACAAGUUCCUCGCGAGCUUUGACAUGGACCAGCCCACCUUUGUUGCUCGGUGGAAGCAGCUCUCUGCGCCGGGUCUCGAGUCGCAAAAGGUCUUCAAGGCCGCUCAGCCUAUUGAUGUGGCUGCAGUGCGCUCCAAGCUGCAAAGCAUGGGCUUCACCGUCCUGGCUGGCGUCGACCCCAACCCGGACAACUUUGUUUGCGCCGGCGUGGUGCACACUGGCUCGAGCCAAGUUGGUGUUUUGCUGCGAUUGGAGCCAAACCGCGAUGCCCAGAUGUAUCGCGCGACGUUCCGCACCUCUCGCGACACUGUCUCGCGCAUUCUUUGCGAUUUGGUGGCCAGCUCGUUCUAAUUGCUUCAAGACUGGACUGUUUUUGCAUUUCGUUGUCGAGAAAUUUCCAAGAUUUGAUUUUUGUGCUUCUUAGCACUGUGUGUGUCUUGAGGUGUGUGUCUGGGCUGCUUUUGGUUUUUGUUUGCUUUGUUGAUGUACAUGAUUGUGAUUAUGUUUGUGUCCGCGCCAACUAGUACAUGGAUGUUUGUUUCCAA